CCAUCAUUAGUUUCUCCUCCUCUUCCAUUGCAGGUUUCACGACAUCCAAUCAAGCCGACCAGAAGAUGGCGAGACAUCAUCAAAUCAGGCAGUGUGCUGUGACCUCCCGACCCCUCAUGACUCCGGAACUGCAAAGCAGAUGGGAAUAAUAAAGUGUAAUUGGGACAUGUCAGAUAGCAAGCCAGGCUUCUCCCUCGUCCCUCAUUGCGCCAACUCCAACUGUCCAAGCUUCGACUAAUUAUCAAAAUGAUCGCGCUGAGAUUAGCUGCAGGAUGUGAUUCCUUUGUGUUCGUCAGAACUCUGUGAAAAAUUUGAAUGGAACUUGAUGGUUUAGCUUUUAGCAGUACUUCUGCCUUAAACUGUAAUUUCCGCGGGAUUUUGGAAACAAUAUCGGGUUGGCAUUACUGAGCCUAGCGUAAUGGUGUGAUGUAAUGUGGUGGCAUAAAAAAAUAUAUAACAGCACUACACCUUUAAGAAGUACUCUUAGCAAUAAUUGCAUAUUUGCUUGUUGUUUUCAACGCUAUGACGUAAAUUGCACAGCAUAAUUCAAAGCUCGCGUAUAUGUGAAAACUGGUCUGUGCUGACCUUUAAGCCUUGAUCUCUCAACUUUAAACUGCAACAACAUAAGCCUUGUAAUACUAAAUAAACGUUACAAUGUGGCAAUCUACCAGAGACAACAGUGGUACUUCUGCCAACCGCCUCUUCGCUUAUUUCAUCUUCCUGUCUGGAAUAUUCCACGGCUCCAGAGUUCAAGGUCAGCUGUUUGACCUUGAGUACACCAUUGACGAAGAACAGCCCGUCCCCUCCACCAUAGGUCGUAUCGGGAAAGACUCGAACAUCUCCCAACUGUUGAGUAGUGACGACUAUGGCAGUCUUCGGUACCGCCUUCUCAUCUACCCGGACGCUGACAACAAUCUAUUCACAAUAGGGAACACCACGGGGCUUCUCAAAACAUCUGCUCGGAUAGACAGAGAGACUCUGUGCCACUACGAGAUCACGUGCAAGCUGACCCUGCGUGUGGCGGCUCAGACAGAGUCCGGUCAACAGUUCUACACCUUCAAGGUCACUAUCUAUGUCCGUGACACUAACGACAACCCUCCAGUUUUCCCACUGUCCUCUAUGACGGUCAAAAUCAAUGAGGAUGCGGCUGUGUCUACUUCGAUACCCAUUUCGUCCGCCUCAGAUAUUGACAUAAUGAAUAACACGAUACAGCGGUAUAUGCUCAAGACACCGAGUGAUACCUUUGGAUUGAAGGUGACGAGGAACCUGGACGGAAGCCUGGUCCCCCAGCUCUACGUCAAGGCAGACAUGGACAGAGAACAACGUCCCUACUACUACCUCAAAAUUGUCGCCCUUGAUGGCGGCGUGCCCAGACGCUCGGGGGAGCUGGCCGUCAACGUGACCCUCAGUGACGUCAAUGACAACGCGCCCAGGUUCUCCCAGCAGACGUAUGACGUGUUUGUGGACGAGGUGGCGCCACUCAACAGCCGGGUCUGGACGCUCACUGCUACAGAUGCCGACGUGGGGCAGAACGGGAGAGUCAGAUUCCGGCUUGGGACAAGGCAGUCUGAAGAGUCUUUCAACACGUUCCGUGUCAUUCCGGAAUCGGGCAACAUCGUGACAGUUCGAGAGCUGACGUCACUACAAGGAGAAACACUGCGUCUGGUUGUGGAAGCUAUUGACCAUGGCGCCAAACCUCAAACUGCACAGGCGGAAGUAAACAUCCAUGUGGUAGACUCCGUCAACAACCCUCCUGUCAUCACCAUGACCUUGCCGGCGGGGUCACGGGUGUCAAGGGUCAGCGAGAAGGCGGAGCCGGGCUUUGUGGUGGCUCACUUCAUGGUGGAGGACGCGGACCAAGAGGAGAACGGGAGAGUGUCGUGUCAUCUACAGGGAUUGAGGCGAUAGAUCCGGACGAAGGAGCUUCUGGACAGGUCGGAUAUCGCCUUCUCACAGAGAACGAAGCCACACGACUCUUCAACCUUUCCCAAAACGGCGAGGUUCGAACCCUAGCCACCUUCGACAGGGAAUUUCGAGACAUUUACGACAUCAACGUUCUGGCCAGGGACUACGGACCCGACCCCAGCACCAACAUCCUCCAUAUCCGUAUUAUAAUCGCUGACGACAACGACCACGCCCCUGUGUUCCGUUACCCUAGAGAUGGGAAUCGAAGCGCGGCAAUAGCUCUCAGCGCUAAACCUAACACUACCAUAGUCAGAGCUGUCGCUGUUGAUGACGAUCUGGGUCAGAAUUCGUCCUUGACCUACACAAUCACAGCCGGCGCUGAUGACGUUUUCGAGAUUGAACCGCGAACUGGUAGGAUUUACACCCUCAGACGACUCUACACCAAAGACAAAGGCACGUACACAGUAAAGCUUUUCGUAAGAGAUAACGGCCCUUUUCCCCUGUCUGCGCGAGAGACAGUUAUUCUGAAAGUCACUCAGGGGAACGGUACAGCCGCUGCUAUCGGCUACAGCAAUAACGACCACAUUAUCAUCGUCGCUAUACUCGUCGGAGCCACUGUUUUUAUCGCCAUCAUCGUGUUUCUCAUCGUGCUGAGGUUUCUACGCAAAGACAGACGCGAGAGGCGACCUAAGUACACUAGUGGUCUGCCUAUGGAGGUCAAGAAGAGGUCAAACAGUCCGGAUGACGAAGUGUCCAGUGACGAGGGACCCUGGCGACGUUAUGACGAGGCUAAAAGACCCAACGGUCCCACGGUGACGUCCGGUGACGUCAGCUAUGACGCUAAUGAUGACAUCAUCAUGUUCAAGCUGAAGCUAGCAGAUCAGUACAAAGAACUGGAGCCAGAAGACAAGGAUCGUGCAAAUCGAAGCCUCCCCCGUACCGACCGGGGCGGUGCCUCUAACCGGACCAGCAGCGUCAUCAGUGACGAAGACGGAGCUCCUGACGUCAGCAGAGACCGCACAGCCACACGCCUGGCCACCUUCCAGAGCAAACUGCCGCCAUUACAGGCAUCCGGAUACUCCAACGGAGAGCAAAAAGAAAAGGUAUGGCGCUCCGCGCUCAAGGACAAGAUGGCAGACGAGAUUCUGAGCAGCUCCUCAAGGGAAACAAGCGGGGCAGACAGUGGGCGUGGUCCCAGCGAGGACGGAAGUCAGAGCCGCUCCUCUGUGACGGAUGACUCCGGCUGCCUAGUCUCCCCGAGUCACUCCAUCCUACGUGUCCACACUCCCAAGCACCAGGGCAACACCUCAACCUUCACCUCGCCCACCUCCGCCACAGGGGGCUACGAGAGGCCUCCCUUCCUCAUGACUUUCCAGACCAAUUCUCCAGAACACACGCCCUCAGGUGGCCCCGGAACUGACGGGAACGGAACGAGUGGCGGUUUCUAUACGGGUCCGCGAAAAGAAUACCCGUACCCACCCCCUCCCUCAGCGGGGACUCUGCCUUCGUCCAGAUUUAAUAACACUAACCCGAAAGAAGUGUCCCUGGGUGGUGGAGGGAGGGAAAAGAUGAGGCAGGACGAGAAAGUCGCGACCGUUCACAGAAUCCGGUGUAGCCCCAGCCCAGAGCUGGGACGUCGGAACCAACAAGAGACAUCCAUGAAGCAAGUGUAUUCGGAGGAGGACCCGUACUCUCGAGGUAAAGGGAGGCCUGCGACGUCUAGUAAGAAUUCCACUCCGAGUCGUGAUGUAGGGGGAAAGAAACUGGGUGGGGAUAUGUCGUCACCGGGGAAGAUGGGAGUGGUCAAGAGCGGGGGUAGAGGUAGAGGAGGAAACAGCUCCUACCCUAACGGCGUGGUGGUUGCCGAGAGAGAGAAGUUUGUCCACCCGCCUCAGUUCGCGAGGGAGGUCCGCCUGUGUUCAGAACCCCCCAUCUCUCGUAACGAGAAUGGAGAGGUCUCAACAGCUCUCUACAACCCGAUCGGCGUGCAGGAGACAGGACCCCAAUCAGCCCCUCCCUCUAUCUUCGCACCGCGCAGCAACACGACAAAACCCAUGUUUGUAGGAAGCGGUGUCGGUGCGAAACAUCAUCGAUUAGCAAACCAGAUGAACAACCCAAGAAAUGUCAACCCUAACCCUAAUCACGUAGGAGGAGGUCUGAUUGGUUCCUCCAGCCUUCACCCUAACUCUAACCCGACGCCCGCCUACAAGCAGAGCAUGAGCAGCUGCCCCCAGCUCUUCAAGGACCCCACCUCCCCCUCGUUCUCCUACCCCACUGACCCGUACGCAGAGCAGAGAGCUGCCGCAGUCGCAGCAGCAGCCAGUAGGUCAAAGUCGUUCACUGACCACGCCCCCUUGAGCCUGUCCGUGACCAGCAGAUCGGUGCACGACUUUCUCAACGAUAGCCUUGACACACAAGAUGAUGGCAACACGACCACCACGUCAGGCAGCUACACCAUAGACCACGAGGACUUCUCUAUGGAGCUACCACAGACAGACGUGUUUGUGUAGAAACAGUCACUGUUACAUGCCACAGAACAUGAUGACUUUAGAUUACACAGAGCUUCUACAGACAUAGUAUGUGUUUAUUUAAAGACGGCAGAUGUGUUUGUUUAAAGACAGCCGUGUUUGCAUGAAGACAGACGUGUACAUUGUUGUAUACCAUAAACCAUGAGAACGUCUCCGGCCAUGGAAUUUCUACAUAUGUCUCUUUAAUUAAAGACAGACAGGACUUGGAAAAACAGUGACUUCGCUAUUACACUGUACAAGAAUGUGAAACUUCUACCCAAAUGCAUCGGGUUUUCACCUGCCUUUUGCUACAAAAAAAGGUUUAGUCGCAAUCACUAUUGUCUGUUUAAUACACCUAACCUAACUGUGUAUAAACAUUCACUGCUCAUAUGACGUUGUUACUGAAUUUAAAAGCUCUUUUAGCAUGAUGCAUGCUAAAUUUACUUCCCUCUUUUUACCAAAACAGGUUUUAAUCUGAGUCACUACAGUCUGUUCUAGCAAAAUACAACAGACCUAACUGUGUAAAACUAUUAAUAAUACUUUGUAACCAAAGUAGAGUCCUCUACCAUCAUUAAGUGUUUUUUUCAAACUACUUUAAAAAGGGAACGUAGGUUUCAUCUCAGCCAGAAUAACAGUUUAUUAAAGACAGCCUAUAUUAUAAUAUUAUGAAUGUGUAAAAUAUGUUAAUAAUUCACAACAACAAGGCACCAGAAGGAUAUACUUUUACCACUCUGAAAUGUAUUUAAGCCUGCCUAAUGUGACCAACUGGUAUUUAUGAAAGAAACAACAGCCUCAUAUCGGCAACUGACACAUGUAUACAGAACAAAGAGAUUUAUCUAUAACCUCUUUGGUACAGACGAGCAUUGUUCAUAAUCAUUACAUUGUACUAAAAUUAGAAUCCUCUACCCACAACUUGAACGGUAUUUGAGCCUGCAUUCGUUGAGAGACUCAAUGGAGUUUUGAGUACCACAGGCAAGAAUGUAUAAAAGAUAUACCUGCAAUAUGAUUUUACGCUGGGAUCCACUUCUCCGGUUUUAUGACAAUUCUUUUUUAGUAAACGCCGGUUAACUGUACCCCUUAACAGUCAGUAAAAUAUAGAUACUUGCGGCAUGGUCUGAUAAACAUUCACACAAUCUGUCAGAGAGAUUAAACAUGCUAUACAUAAUAAUAUGCCUCUUGGUUUUACUGCAGUUGAAUUGCAACUCCUGGGACUUUGUAAAUACCUUCACGAACAAGUCAUAAGCGUAUGGUUCACUUGUGUUCAUCGUCAUUAUUUUUCUUCAAACUGAAAAGACCAUGAUUAUUUGUCUUUAUGAGUAACGUUUUUUAAUGGUACACAUCAUGAGUUAUGCCUGUUGUUUAUCGACGCGUGUACGUUACUGACGUAGGCUGUUUUAUCCUGCACGACAUGACAUUCUGAAACCCCAAGGACCACGUUGUUUUGUAAGAAGUAUAAUUUAUUUAACGGUAAAUGAGUAUAAUUUAUUUGUUCGUGUCACUCUAUAAAUUGCCUCAUGGAUGUCUCCCUUGGAACUCUUCUUGUUGCUUCAGGAUCUUUGUUUCGAGAAUAGCUACGUAGUCGAAAGCGACAUGACUUUCUGGGGGAAGUUGAAAGGUUGGGCUUUUUUGCUUAACCUAUUUCAGAUCAGUUUGCGAGCUAGUCACGACAGAUCUAUUUUUCCCCGCACUGACAAAGUACCUCCUACAUGUUCCCACACUGACACUAUACCGCCGACAUCACGACAUAGAGCGAAUAUCAACACACUGACACUGCAUUGCAUAUUUAUGGUGAUUUGUCAAGUGCUUUUUCAUACACUCACAUUCUUUUCCUACAUAGCGAUAGAUCUUUUCAGUAAAUAGUAAUAGUAAACAUACAGUGAAUUUGUCAUGCUACAUCUCGGUAUAACAAUGAACAGUACCUCAAAUAAAUCAAUACACUAACGCUAUACUUAGUAGUAUACGUCUCUCUCUCUCUUUCUCUCUCUCUCUCUCUCUCUCUCUCUCUCUCUCUCUCUCUCUCUAU
Molecule: messenger RNA, 6435 nt
Organism: Aplysia californica (California sea hare)
Lineage: Eukaryota; Metazoa; Mollusca; Gastropoda; Aplysiida; Aplysiidae
Product: protocadherin-9
Biological process (GO): homophilic cell-cell adhesion
Cellular component (GO): plasma membrane
Molecular function (GO): calcium ion binding
Source: RefSeq, a predicted model, not a curated record